Molecule: messenger RNA, 804 nt
Organism: Lachnellula hyalina
Lineage: Eukaryota; Fungi; Ascomycota; Leotiomycetes; Helotiales; Lachnaceae
Exons: 2
Coding region: 1-804 (267 amino acids)
Source: RefSeq, a predicted model, not a curated record
AUGCAAUCGCUUCAUGAUAACGAAAUGAGCGAAAAGCUCUACGAUCAAGUUCCUCUCGUUGAUGAAGAUGACGAAGAUGGACCGAUAAUGGAGAAUCCGAUGCACCAUCGUUCCCAGAAGAAAAGUCUUCGCAUGAUAUGGCGAGAGUGUAUCCAAGCACCCAAAACUCUCAUCAUCGCGGGCAGUCUCGUCACACUAUGUAUCUUUAUUCUCACCAUUGCGAGUUUCACAGUCCAUACGCCAGGCUCAUAUGUCAUUUUCCGGACGCUCUCGCAACAACAUUCUCUCCAGCCAGAUUUCGUCGAUGCUGGAGAAGGACCUCUUGAGCUCGCAGGCACGACGAGAUGCGGAAGCUUUCCAAGUCAGGCUGUGCAAUACGGAUGUGUGUUCGACUUGAUGAACUAUGGCUUCACGGCACCAGAGUGCUUCUAUGAGGAUCUUUACGAAGAAGCUCUCGCUACGGGACCAUGGCCUUGGUAUAUCGGGGAAAACUUAACUUUGCCACUGCCACAGGAUGUCAAUAUCCUCAUGCGAUCCGUGGAGGUCUGGACACAGAUCAAGUAUCACUACGAGCACUGCAAGUACACGCAGAAGAUUGUGGCACGGGCUGUGGAAAAUGACGAUAUAUUGGUUCCUCAGGAGAUUGCGAGGGACUAUCACAGAGAGCAUUGCACGGAUCUGGUUGGGCGUUAUGAGCGGGGGACCUGGGGAACAGGAGAGGUGAUGAAUACUUGGAUCAGAAUGCUGUAUAAUCCCUGCGUGCGAUUGAGCGAUAUCAACAAGGAGAGUGUAAAUUUUGCUUGA